Messenger RNA from Trichomycterus rosablanca, 4205 nucleotides. RefSeq names its product suppressor of fused homolog (Drosophila) (gene sufu). NCBI's taxonomy places the organism in Eukaryota, Metazoa, Chordata, Actinopteri, Siluriformes, Trichomycteridae. The record is from RefSeq and is a predicted model, not a curated record. Gene Ontology annotation, molecular function: transcription factor binding. The coding region runs from base 155 to 1612 and encodes 485 amino acids. Gene Ontology annotation, cellular component: cytoplasm; nucleus. The transcript is spliced from 13 exons.
GUACGAGUUUUAAAACAUACAAGACUACAUUAAACUAACAUUGUAAACGUGUGUAGUUAAUAAGCUCGUGUGUUUUACUUUAAAGUAAGGUUUACUUACUUUUUCUUUCUUACCUUGGAGGAGUUUUUCACACUUUUGAGGGUCUUGGUGAAGGAUGGUUGAUAUGCGGCCUAGCGGUGGAGUAGCGGGACACCUCGGGCUCGCCUCGCUUUUUCCGCCGGGUCUACAGGCGAUCUAUUCGGAAUGCCGGCGCUUGUAUCCCGAUCAACCCAACCCCCUCCAGGUCACCGCCAUCGUCAAGUACUGGUUAUGUGGCCCGGAUCCUCUAGACUACAUCAGCAUGUACAGAAAUAUGGGCUGUGCUGCUCUGGAUGUUCAAGAACACUGGCAUUAUGUGAGUCUGGGCCUCAGUGACCUGUAUGGAGACAACCGAGUUCAUGAAUUUACUGGUCAGGAAGGUCCAAGUGGAUUUGGCUUUGAGCUCACAUUACGGCUGAAGAGAGAGCCUGGAGAGACAGCACCCCCCACCUGGCCAGCCGAGCUUAUGCAAGGUUUGGCCCGGUAUGUCUUUCAAUCAGAAAACACAUUCUGCAGUGGCGAUCACAUCUCAUGGCACAGUCCACUGGACAACAGUGAGUCCCGAAUCCAGCACAUGCUGCUCACAGAGGACCCCCAGAUGCAGCCUGUCCAAACUCCAUUUGGACAUGUAAACUUUCUUCAGAUUGUAGGUGUGUGUACAGAGGAGCUGCAGGCAGCACAGCAGUGGAACGGUCAAGGCAUUCUGGAUUUACUGCGUGGUGUGCGUGUUGCUGGAGGUCCAUGGUUAAUCACUGACAUGAGAAGAGGGGAGACCAUAUUUGACAUUGAUCCUCACUUACAACAGGAAAGAGUGGAUAAAGGCAUCGAGACGGACGGCUCCAACUUGAGUGGCGUCAGUGCCAAGUGUGCAUGGGAUGAUCUGAGUCGACCCCCAGAGGACGAGGAUGAUAGCCGCAGCAUCUGUAUUGGAUCACAACCUCGCCGACUGUCUGACAAAGAUACUGAACAGAUCAGAGAAGCUCUCAGAAUAGGACUGGAAAUCAACAGCAAGUCUGUAUUACCCCCCAUUAAUAGCCAGAAGCACAAUCAAGACCGAUCACUACAAUCAGUUGGACAUUUGCAGAGCAAGCAGAACUCAAGAAGCCGUAAAGACAGUUUGGAGAGCGAGAGCUCAUCUGCUAUAGUUCCUCAUGAGCUGGUGAGGACACGUCAGCUGGAGAGCGUUCACCUCAAGUUUAAUCAGGAGUCUGGAACUCUUCUCUCACUGUGCCUCAGAGGUCGCCUGCUUCAUGGGAGGCACUUCACGUUUAAAAGUAUAAAUGGUGACACAGCAAUCACUUUUGUAUCCACUGGAGUGGAAGGUGCCUUUGCAACAGAGGAGCAUCCGUACGCUGCACAUGGACCAUGGCUACAGAUUCUGCUCACUGAGGAGUUUGUUGAGCAGAUGCUAGGUGAUAUUCAGGAUCUGAGUAUUCGUGAAGAGUCCAAGCUACCAAAGGAGUACAGCUGGCCUGAUAAGAAGCUGAAGAUAUCUGUCCUGCCUGAUACUGUGUUUGACAGCCCACUGCAAUAAGACAGAGAAGCAGUGCCUUCCCCCAUGUCUCUAGAAAAAGUGUUGAGCUGUAAGUGCUCCAGAGAGACUCAUGUGCCUACACACAUUUGGAAGAAAUGGACACAGAUGCCUUUCUUCCUCUUAGCCAUUCGCACAACACACUGAACAUGUCUUUUUCCUUCACUUAUGAAGCCUGUGAUACAUCAUUUCACUUUCAAUUUCCUUGUUAAAUAUGCUUGUUCCAAUAGACUGGCUCUUUAUUUGCAGACCCUUUAUACACAUGUGCCCAUAGCCUACAUGUAGAGGACAAUCGAAUAUUCCACAUGGUUACGCUGCUAAAAGACUUUUCAUGCAGCUGGCUGUGGUGUGCAUUAACUCUGAGGAGUAUUUGCAUCAGGUUAAAGAAUGACUUGCCAAUAUUAAAAUAACUCUUCUUUUGUGUUAAAGGACUGAGUUGAAAGCUUUUGUAUAUUUUUUGUUUUAAAUUUUUUUAUAAAGCUUUGAUAGGGCCACUACAUACAGUGUAUAUUCUGUAUUUGUUAGGCAUAUUUACCCCUCUUGAUUUUCUAUAUUUUUGCAUAUUUGUCACACUAAAAACGCAAUGUAAUAAAAGAAAAAUGGAACAUAGAAGAAUUUUUAAGCAUUAAUUUCAAGAGGGCUUCUUGUUGCAUAUUCCAAUUGAGCUUAGGCUUCAAUUCAUGGACUGUUGCCCUUACAUUGUCCUUCAGAAUUUUCUGGUAUAGACCAGAAUUCAUGGAUUCAUCGCUUAUGGCAAAUUAUCCACACAAUCACACUACCACUUAACACCAGUUGCAACUGGACCCAGCCCACAAAACAUCAAGCUCAGUAAGGUGUUUUUUGGCAGAUGUGAGGUCACAGAUGUUCACCUGGGUUCUUAUGCUAUUUCCUGAAUCAUAGAUUGCUCUUAAUUGAACCUAGCCAUCAAUAAAAUUAGGUUUAUUGGUUGAUUAAGUUAGUGGGCAGUUACUUUUUUUUUUUACAAAAGGCCAAGUUAAGUGUACUUAUUGUCUUUGUCUCAGUUUUACUUUAAAGAUCUGAAACAUUUCAGUAUGACAAAUGUGCAAUAAUAAAAGAAAUUAGGAUUGUCUGUGAAAAAAAAAAUCUGUGUUUAUUCGGAAUACUACACAGGCGAGUCAGCUAGGUAAGUGUGCUAAAGAAAUUGCUGUUAUAGUAAUUUAACAUAGAAAAUUGGCUUAUCAAUUGUCUAAACAUCUUUGGUAAGUACAGCUACAGCAUUCACCCCGCCAAGACUUAUAUAAACCAAUUAGACUGUUGAAGUGUUUGGAUGUGUAUUGACACUGAGGUAUUUAAACACCCCAGCAGCGCUGUUGCCCCUGAUACACUCAAGCCUAAACAACACACUGUGUAUAAAUAAUAAUGAUAAUCUAAUGUCGACGCACAGAGUCAGCCAUUAUAUGGCGCCCCUUGAAUUCAUAGGGUUAAUGGCCUUGUUCAAGCUGGGAUUUGAACCUACAACCUUCUAUCCAAAGCUUUACCCACUAGGCUCCUGCUCUAGGUAUAUGUGUACACACAAUCAGUAUGAGUUAAUAGUCAAAGCCAAUUUGGAGAAAAGAAACACAAAGAAGGAGUUUUUUUUGUCCAGCACAAAUGCUAAAGUAAAUAAAAACUAGCCCACACACAAUCUGCUUAUCCUGGAAUGCAUGGGCUAAUUCUUCGUUCACCCUGCUGUAAAAGGUGGUGUAGCACAUUUUAAGCCUUUACAAGUAUCUUCCAAAUCAUUGAUGAUGAUUUUGCUUUUUCUGUGCCACAAAACAAUCCUGACUUUAAUCUUUAAAAUGUUCCCUUUACAAGGAAAAUACUUUCUUGAAUAGAUAACGAUGUUUUACUUCUUAGAGACAGUCUGUGUAUAAAAUGUUUGAAUAUGCCAAAGGUGUAAUUCUGACUAAGAGAACUGAUUUCUGUGUUAGAGAAUUUACUGGUUUGUCCUGUCAGUCAUUGUUUUACUGUCUGCUUAUUACUUAGAGGAAGAGAUGAAACGCUUGUUAAUAAAAAGCAGUGUAAGAAAUCACGUGUUUUGCAAGAACAGAUUAUAGCUGCUGGUCUGUGUUGUGUGAAAAUAGACAGCCAAAUGUUACCAGCAGCACUCACAAAUUUGCUUUUCAUGAAGGAAAGCACACUAAUGAGUCAAACUGUAAUUAUCCAUGCCCUGAUAUUUCAUUGUAAAGCGAACGGCAUGGGUUUGCUUAAGAAACACUAAAUUGUAAUGAACAUCUAUGCCAAAGUCAGUAUUUAACCUGCAUGGUCAGGUUUUGGAUGUGGGAUGUCUACAGCCCAAAUGUAUUUUCAUGUCAUGACACUCAAACAUUGAUUUUCUUCCAUCAUUUAAGUGUAAUGGUUAACGUUUGAACACAUUCCUGUUUCACACUGUUUUGUGGCUGUAUCCGAAACAUGUUUGGGGAGAGCAAUAGGCCUUAAUAAUGUGUUAACUUUUUAGAUACACAUGCUCAAUCGAAAGUUCAAUCAGUUUUUACAAGAUGUGUUUAAAAUAUUGUCUUUUUAUUUGUAUAAUGUCUUUGUAUAAUGAAACUAUCUGUUUUUGUUACCUUUAAGUGCAUUAAAGUUUAUUCACGUG